AUGUGGACGUCUUCUUUCCAAGUGACUACACAAGCGUACUUGAAGCCUAUCGGUAUUACAGAUGGAUCACUAGCAGAGUUAUUUUUACUUGCUGAACUUGCUCUACGCUGUGUGAAUACGCAUUCAAUUCGAAAAAACUUGAGGUAAGCUUGUUGAAAAAAGAAAUCCAUAACAAAAAUUGUUGUUCGACCGUCUGUCUGUCAUCAGUGUGCAGCGUAUGAACCGGGAGACAUUUAAAUCGCACGGAUGAUGUAAGUUUCUUUCUGGCGCUAUAACAACAGAAAGAUCAAAUGGUUGUUACCGAAAACUUCAUUAAACUUUUAUUUAGUAAUUAUAGAAACAAAUCGGAAUAAUCUUUAAAAUCACGGCACCGCACUUACUAAUAUUAACUGUAAAAUAAAAUAAUUCAGAACCCAUACAUAAACAUUUACUAUCGUCAUCGUUACUAUUCAAUAAAAUUCUUUCGUACUUUUCAUAGCCACACAUUCCCACUCAGCAACAAUUAAGUGCCCGUACCGAUUGCACCGAUUGCCAUGAAGUUGUUAUUUUCAAACGAGAGCGAGUGAGGUCGUUCCCGACGUUUGCACUGAAAGAUUCAGGAUCGUUCGUCAAUUCAAACCGGUCUGUCGGGCUAGACAGACGUAAACUAGCCCGCUCCCGCACCUUCUAAAUCGUGAACUUCGGCAACAUGGGCACCAAGAAGAAAAAAGAACAAAAAAAAGAACCGGAACAACGGCUAUCGUACUACCAAAUUUUCCGCUACGCAACAUGCACGGAGUUGUUGGCUACAUUACUGGGUAUCCUGUUCGGGUUGGCGAGUGGUGGUGGGGUCUGCUACAACCUGGUCCAGAUCGGGGAGCUCAGCACAGCGUUCGUGGAGAGGACCACCUACCGGGAGAGGCUCACCAGCUACUUGCCACUUACCUCCACUUUCGGGGGUGGCAGAAGAUUGCUAAAUGCUUCCUAUGCCGAGAACAUGGCUGCUCUUAUAGAGGACGCGAAGGCGAUGGCAAUAGGACUGUUCCUCAGUAUCGGAGUAUCUCUGAUAUUUUGUAUGCUGUCUGUCGGACUCAUCAGCUGGAGUGCUUUACGACAGAUAACAAGAAUAAGAAUGAAAUUUCUGAGGUCUGUUCUCCGACAAGACAUGUCCUGGUUCGAUACUGACUCCGAAUUCAACUUGGCUUCGAAAAUGUCUGAGAACUUGAUGGCUUUAAAAGAAGGUAUGGGUGAGAAGCUAGCGGUCGUUUCGAAUCUCGUGGGGACUUCAAUAAUAUGUUUGUGCACUGCAUUUCCUUUGGGAUGGGAGCUGACCUUGGCUUGCGUAUCCGUUAUGCCGUUUUCUAUAGCCGUCUCCAUAGCUUUAACAAAUUAUCAAACAAAAUCAUCUAUGUUGGAGAUGGAAUCGUACAGUCAGGCAGGUAAACAAGCUGAAGAAGUGCUGAAGUCUGUCAGAACGAUCGUAGCGUUCAAUGGAGAAAACAAGGAGGUUGACAGGUAUACGAAGCUGCUUCAGCCAGCGGAGAAGCAAGGUCGCAAGCGAGGCCUCUACACAGGCCUGGGCAACGGCUUUAACUGGGUAUUAACAUACUCACUUAAUGCCAUUGGUUUCACGUACGGAACCCGGCUCGUUUUCAUCGAUUGGGACAAACCAGAUGAUGAACGAAAAUAUUUAGUUGGAGUUGUGUAUAGUAUUCUCUUCGGAGUAUACAUGGCCACCCAAUCCAUAACGUUCUGCGUACCACAUGCAGAAGUGUUUGCUGCGGCUCGAGGUGCCGCCGCAAGUAUAUUCCAGUUGAUAGACAGGGAGCCCAAAAUCGACAGUCUCAACAAUUCAGGAUUGUCACCAAGGAGAGUAAUAGGAGAUAUCACGAUAGAGGACGUUCAUUUCAGUUAUCCAUCCAGGCCUGAAGUGAAGAUUCUGAAUGGUUUUUCACUUCGAAUAAAAGCCGGCGAAUGCGUGGCAUUGGUCGGUUCAUCUGGUUGCGGCAAAUCUACUAUACUACAGCUGCUGCAAAGACUUUACGAUCCGCAUUCCGGAUCCGUGAGACUUGAUGGAAAGGAUGUCAGGAAUCUGAAUUUGGGAUGGCUGCGGUCUUGUCUUGGUGUGGUCGGUCAGGAGCCUGUACUUUUCCGAGGAACGAUAUUCGACAACAUUGCUAUUGGAUUCCCUGAAGCUACACGUGAAGAGGUGCAGUCUGUCGCUGAAAUGGCCUACGCUCAUGAUUUCAUCACACAGUUACCCAAUGGCUACGACACGGUGAUAGGAGAGCGAGGUGCAUCUCUCUCUGGUGGCCAGAAGCAGCGCAUAGCCAUCGCCCGCUCUCUACUGCGUGAACCUGCAGUACUUCUCCUGGACGAAGCCACUUCUGCCCUGGACCCUCAUUCUGAACGCGAGGUGCAGGCCGCUCUCGACCGCGUCAGUGUUGGACGAACUACUAUCAUGGUUUCACAUAGAUUAUCAACAAUUACUAACGCCGACCGCAUUAUCUGUAUGGAUCAAGGCGCAAUUGUGGAGGAAGGUACACACGAUGAACUGAUGAAAACAAAAGGUGUAUACCACAAGCUGGUAACCACAGGCAAAGAGAACAAGGAGCCUGAAGAAAUAGAUACUCUUCUAGAAGAACCGGAUGGUGAUGCAGAAGCUGCUGGAGAACCAGUCAUCGCACCAAGGACUGAUGUGAAAAGGAAAUCCAACAGACGCGUACACAGACAUCACUCUAUCAAGAGAGAUUCGCACGACUGGAUGACACCACGUGGUUCUAUAUGCUCUGUCGUGUCGACCGGCCUUCAGAACUUCGUGUACAACGCGGACUAUGAAUCUGACGAAGAGAAAGAUGAAGAUGAAGAAGUGAAACCUGUAAGCGACUGGCAGAUAUUGAAGCUGAAUGCGCCAGAAUGGCCUUUGAUAACUAUAGGGUCCAUUGCAGCAUUCACGCAGGGAGCUUGCUUCCCCGUGUUUGCCUUGCUCUUCGGAUUUUCCAGUGGCAUUUUCGUAUUAGAAGAUAGGAACGAAGUGAUUUACUUGGCUGAUCUGUACUCGGGUAUGUUCAUCGUGGUGGCAGCUGUGGCUGGAGUGUCCAUGUGCCUGCAAAGUACCACAUUCACCACUGCCGGCUUGAGAAUGACCACACGGCUGCGUCAACAAUACUUUUCGUCUCUCCUAAAACAGGAAAUUGGUUACUUCGACAAAGAAUGCAACACGGUCGGUGCCAUGUGCGCGAGGCUGAGCGGAGACACGGCUGAGGUGCAAGGCGCCACUGGUCUGCGGAUAGGUCUUAUUUUACAAGGACUCAGUUCAGUACUCGUUGGCUUUUUGAUGGCCAUCUGCUACAACUGGAAACUCACUUUAGUUGGAACAGUUUUCUUACCACUGAUGGUUGGCAGUAUAUGGCUUGAGGGAAUGGUUUCCCAACAAUCUCAGACCGAUGAGCGUGCCGCUAUGGAGUCAGCAACAGCCAUUGCGACUGAGGCAGUUGUCAGCAUCAAAACAGUUCAGAGUUUAGGCGUGGAGCAAAUAUUCCUCAAGAAGUUCGAGGAUGCGUUAGUAGAGGCUUGUAAGGCAGUUACUAAGAAGACUCGCUGGAGGGGUUUGGUCCUCGGUCUGGGAGUCUAUGUGCCUUUCAUGGCGUAUUGUAGCGCAACUGUUUACGGUGCAGUCUUGGUUGCUUAUGGAGAAAUUGAGUACAAGAUAGUAUUAUUGGUGAACGAAGCUAUAAUGUACGGUGCCUACAUGUUAGGACAAUCUUUGGUGUAUGUUCCAAGCUUCAACUCAGCCAAAACUUGUGGAGCUCGUAUACUAUCCAUCAUCAGAAGAACCCCUCGAGUCAGGACUGAGGACGGAAUCAGGGACAAAAAGGAUUGGGUCGCAUCCGGCAACUUCAGUGUUCGGGAUGUGGAGUUUAGUUACCCGACGCGGGCUCACCAGAGAGUGCUGAAAGGAGUUGAUCUGAAGGUGGAAGCAGGAAAAACUGUAGCCCUAGUCGGACCAUCUGGGUGCGGCAAGUCGACUGUCCUUCAGUUAAUGCAAAGAUUCUACGAUCCCGAUUCCGGUAACAUUGAACUGGACAGUCGGGACAUCAGGUCUUCGUUAACCCUGCCGCGGCUGCGUCGCCAGCUCGGUGUGGUGCAGCAGGAGCCGGUGCUGUUCGACCGGACUCUCGCCGAAAACAUCGCAUACGGGGAUAACAACCGGAAGGUCACCAUGCACGAAAUCGUAGCAGCCGCGAAAGCUGCUAAUAUACACAGUUUUAUUGUUUCACUGCCAAAAGGUUAUGACACUAACUUGGGAGCCAGCGGCGCGCAGUUGUCGGGAGGUCAGAAGCAGCGUGUGUGCAUCGCGCGCGCUCUCAUCAGGUCGCCGCGACUGUUGCUGCUGGACGAAGCCACGUCAGCGUUGGACGCUAACAGCGAACGGGCUGUGUCGGAAGCUUUGGAGAAAGCAGCCAAGGGGCGCACGUGCAUCACAAUAGCUCAUCGUCUAUCAACUAUCAAAGAUGCCGAUCUUAUCUGUGUUCUAGAUAAAGGAAAAAUUGUUGAACGUGGAUCCCAUUCGGAGCUUGUAAGCCAAAGAGGCAGCUACUGGAAGAUGUGCAGAGGACAGAACAUGACUUAAUUCACUAAAAUAACCAAACCAUAAAAAACUACCUUACAAAAAAAGAAGUACAACACUUUUUCCGAGAGACUAGAUCUUGUAAAAGGAAGGUAAAUGUGGAAAAGAUUGAUCUGAAGAUCUUACACUACACUCGUCGUCUUAGUUUUAGUCUACACUCCUUCGACAGUUGAACUUUUCUAUUCUACGUACUUAUUCUUAAAGUAGCGCUAUUGCGGUUUUGGGAGAGGGACACCGUAUUUCGUCUCGUUUUCUCCAAAAAGAGGUGCUGACAGACCCCCCCCCCCCCGCCGGGACAAAGAUAAUUAACAUUGCCGUAAUAUUACACAAUUAUCAACUUUAAAAAUGACUUGAAAAAAAACAUGAUGAUUGAUAAUACUAUCUCCUACUCACGUAAUCAACGACGCUAUAUUAUAUUUUACUUAUUUACAAAGUUUGUACUUCGACAAUAUCGAAUAUGAUUUAAUUUACUUUAUUUUUAGUUAUAUAACCUAUUUGACAAAUAGUUCUAGAAAUAAGUAAUAAGUGAAUUCUUUUUAAAUCGGCCAUAUUAAAGGUCCAAUUUGUAAACCGUUUUGUCGUUAAAACGAGAUAGCUAUAUCUGUUGACAUAGUUCUAUCUCACUCUUGAACAAAAAUAUCUCGGAACAGUCGGAACGUAAAAUACGACCUCAUUUCUAGUAUGUCAGUAUUAAUAAACUUAUUUGCAUUUUGUAUUUUUAAGAUUACUUACUUACAUUUGUAGAUAUAGAUAAACUACUCAUAUCUUUAUAGCUUUAGGUUUAUUAAAACAUGUUUAAUUAUA
Molecule: messenger RNA, 5413 nt
Organism: Trichoplusia ni (cabbage looper)
Lineage: Eukaryota; Metazoa; Arthropoda; Insecta; Lepidoptera; Noctuidae
Product: multidrug resistance protein homolog 49-like
Exons: 26
Coding region: 689-4612 (1307 amino acids)
Biological process (GO): transmembrane transport
Cellular component (GO): membrane
Molecular function (GO): ABC-type transporter activity; ATP binding; ATP hydrolysis activity
Source: RefSeq, a predicted model, not a curated record